Chinchilla lanigera (long-tailed chinchilla) is the source of this 1917-nucleotide messenger RNA. RefSeq names its product VAMP (vesicle-associated membrane protein)-associated protein A, 33kDa (gene Vapa). The record is from RefSeq and is a predicted model, not a curated record. Gene Ontology annotation, cellular component: endoplasmic reticulum membrane; plasma membrane. Gene Ontology annotation, biological process: neuron projection development. Lineage: Eukaryota; Metazoa; Chordata; Mammalia; Rodentia; Chinchillidae. Gene Ontology annotation, molecular function: FFAT motif binding.
CGCAGGGCAUGCUGGGAGUCGGGCGCGGCGCUCCUGGACUGGCAGACGCGAGGCAUCAGUGUCGCAGGCUCUUGGCGACGUCUUCGGAGCUCGUCGUGACGGAGGGCCGCGCCCUUGUCCUGCGCUGCGCUCUGCGUCGGCCUCACGGGCCCCGUCACGCCCUUUUCCUUGACAGCUGCGCCGAACCGGGAGCGGCGGCUAGCGGGGGCGCGCAAGCGCAGCAGCUCGCGUCGCAGAGGCCGGCCGGGGGGCGGGGCGGACGUGAGCGGCUGGCGGCGUCGGGGACGCGCACGUAGCCACGCAGAGGCCGUCACGUGGGGCACCGAGGAUCGCAGUGCGCGUGGCCGCGGCGGCUGUGUGAGGUUGAGUCAGUUGUGAGAGUCGGAGCUGCUGACCCCGCGGCGGCCCCGCGAACCCGCGACCGAGCGACAGGCGUUGAGGCCCGAGGCCGGAGCCUGGCCCCGUGCUAGAGCUCGGCCGAGCCGGGCCGCGCCCCCGCCCAGGCCCCUUCACAGAUGUAGUCACUACAAAUCUUAAAUUGAGAAAUCCGUCAGAUAGAAAAGUAUGUUUCAAAGUGAAGACUACAGCACCUCGCCGGUACUGUGUGAGGCCCAAUAGUGGAAUUAUUGACCCAGGGUCGACAGUGACUGUUUCAGUAAUGCUACAGCCUUUUGACUAUGAUCCAAAUGAAAAGAGCAAACACAAGUUUAUGGUACAGACAAUUUUUGCUCCACCAAACACUUCAGAUAUGGAAGCAGUGUGGAAAGAGGCAAAACCUGAUGAACUAAUGGAUUCUAAAUUGAGAUGUGUAUUUGAAAUGCCAAAUGAAAAUGAUAAAUUGGGUGUAACUCCACCAGGGACAGCUCCACUCGCCACCUCAGUGAGCAGCGUCAGCAACACAGCUGCAGCACCCGCCACUUACCCCAGGACGAGUGAUCCCAGGAGAAUCAGUGUGUUGACACAGGAGAAGCAGAAGAACGAUAUGGAACCUAGCAAAGCUGUUCCACUGAAUGCGUCUAAACAAGAUGGACCCAUGCCAAAACCGCACAGUGUUUCACUCAAUGAUACUGAGACACGGAAGCUCAUGGAGGAGUGUAAAAGACUUCAGGGAGAAAUGAUGAAGCUGUCAGAAGAAAAUCGGCACCUGAGAGAGGAAGGCUUAAGGCUCAGGAAGGUAGCACAUUCGGAGAAGCCUGGGUCGGCCUCGGCUGCGUCCUUCAGAGACAACGUCACCAGUCCUCUCCCCUCACUCCUUGUUGUGAUUGCAGCCAUCUUCAUCGGGUUCUUUCUAGGGAAGUUCAUCUUGUAGAGUGAAGCAUGCAGAGUGCUAUUUCUUUUUUUUUUUUUUUUUUCUCUUGACCAGAAAAAGAUUUGUUUACCUACCAUUUCACUGGUAGUGUGGCCCGCAGUGACCAUUUUUUUUGUGUGUACAGCGUCAAUACAGGCUUUGCCUCUAAUGAUCUCUUAUGGUUAGAAAACACAGUAAAAACUGUCGGCUGCUGGACAGGUUGUCUAUCACCAGGUCAUCAUUAGCAGGUGUCAGUGGCACACAGUCUGUCAUGAAAUUCAUAAUAAGGAGUUGUUUUCUUUGUGGUUUUAAUAAGAGUUCAACAAUUGUUCAGAGUCUUGUAAAUGUUAUUUUAAUAAUCCCUUUAAAUUUUAUCUGUUGCUGUUACCUCUUGAAAUAUGAUUUAUUUAGAUUGCUAAUAUCACUCAUUCAGGAAAUGCCAAGAGGUGUUCUGUGGGGAAAUGGUGCCUCUUACCAUGUACAUUUUCUCCUUUACCUUUGCUAAUAUCAUGGCGGAAUUUUUCUUACCCUUGUGAGGCAACUGUUCACUGAGUUUUUCAUCCUUACGGUCCUGUCCCAUGGUAUUUAACAUAAAAAAAUAAAACUGUUAACAGAUUCUUGCUCGAUAG